UGUCAGGACGGGCGGAAAAAUGCCACUUCCCGACUAACAGGCGGAAUCCAGCCCAGAUUUUCAGUCGUUUCUUCUUAUUCUUUCUUCCCUUUCACUAAUUUAUCCCGAUGUUAGCACAUUCUGUCUUGUUACUAGCGGACGCCUGUAGGUUUGCUACAUGGGAUCAUUACUUACUGAUCACGGUGACUCUGAAGUCUGGAACUGAAGGCGGAAUGAGAAGUUGGGAAAACUUUUUUCUCUAAGCUCUCUCUCUCUCUCUCUUUUUUUAAAACCUAUUAUUCUCGAUGCUUGUUAAGAGGAAAAAAAACCUUUGGUACUUCUGUUGUGAAUGUGAAACAUUAUCUUCCAGCUGUACAGUGACACAUUUUUUUAAGGAGAAAAGGACUCCUGAUCCGUUUGCCAAAAGGGGGGUGGGGAGGUGGAAUAAUGUUAUCGAGUGAUUAUUCUGGCUGAGAUGUGUUAUUUGGUUUCUUCCUUCUUGAUCAUUUGGUGUUUAAGUAAAAUGAGGCACAGGCUUGUUUGCCGAGUGGAGUGGGAAAGGCAUUUUGAUUUGCUGGCCUAAUUAAAAAAUGAUAAAGGAUUAAAGGAAAAGGUGGACCUGGACUGAAGGGUGUAAAAUCUCUGGACACAUUCCUGGGGCAGGAAAAAGAAGAGGAAGAUUAGAAGAUUUUUUUUUUUUUUUUUUUUUACGAGAAAGCCCAGCGGAGCUAAACGAAUGUCCCCUCAUCUCCAAAGGAAAGUUCAUCGGAUUUUUAUUCUAGAGAGCUCAUCUUCAGGAUGUCAGUGAACAUUUCUACUGCAGGAAAAGGUGUGGAUCCAAAUACGGUUGAUACUUAUGACAGUGGUGAUGAUUGGGAAAUCGGGGUUGGAAAUUUAAUAAUUGAUUUGGACGCUGAUUUGGAGAAGGACAGACAGAAAUUUGAGAUGAAUAAUUCCACCACCACCACUAGCAGCUGCAACUCGAAGGAUUGUGGAGGUCUGGCCUCCAGUGGGGCCAGUGCUCCGGCCGCCUUAGCCGAUGGCCUAAAAUUUGCUUCUGUUCAGCCCUCUGCUCCCCAGGGGAAUUCACACAAAGAGACCAGCAAAUCAAAAGUGAAAAGGAGUAAAACUUCGAAGGAUGCUAAUAAAUCUCUGCCUUCGGCUGCCUUGUAUGGGAUUCCCGAGAUCAGCGGCACUGGCAAGAGGCAGGAAGUCCAAGGGCGCCCUGGAGAGGCCGCUGGCAUGAAUUCAGCGCUGGGUCAAAGUGUGAGCGGCGGCAACCCCAACAGCAGCAGUCCGGGCACGGGGCCCUCCGCUGCCACCGCGGGGGCGGCCUCCUGUGGGAAGAGCAAAGAGGAGAAGCCAGGUAAAAGCCAGAGCAGCCGAGGCGCCAAGCGGGAUAAGGAUGCGGGGAAAUCCAGGAAGGACAAGCACGACCUGCUUCAGGGCCACCAGAAUGGCAGUGGCAGCCAGGCCCCUUCCGGGGGGCACCUCUAUGGCUUUGGGGCCAAGAGCAAUGGAGGUGGCGCGAGCCCCUUCCACUGCGGGGGCGCUGGGAGUGGCGGCGUCGCGGCUGCUGGGGAAGUUAGCAAAAGUGCCCCGGAUUCAGGGCUCAUGGGAAACUCUGUGUUGGUAAAGAAGGAAGAGGAGGAGGAGGAGAGCCACAGGCGAAUCAAGAAACUGAAAACCGAGAAGAACAUCAUCAGGAUGAGUUGGAAAGCAUCUCCUCACUUUUGUUUUGCAAAGUGUGCGAAGCCAGACCAGAUGACUUUUGGAUUUCCUGUCACCUCCUUGGCUGAUUUUUAUGGAUGGCUCAUGUUAAAAGCAACAGUAAUGUUUGAAUUGGAAGGCUUGAAGCUUUGGGUUUUCAUUCUUCAUGGAGAACUGUUUAUUUGUGUGUGGUUCACCGCAGUACAUGGAUAAUGCUAUCAAAUCUGUGCUUUAUUAUAGGCUUAAGACUAGUACAGCAGCCCUUCAGUUCUGCUUUCUGUGUUUUCGUUCCUUGCCAAUUCUUUUGUGAUGGAAAUGAAAUUAGAACUGAAUCUCUGCAACCAAGGGGAAAAUAGGCACAACAAACAGAAACUGUCCCGUGAGCCAGUUUAGAAGCAAGCAGCGCUGAUGGAAGAAUAUAUGUUCAAUUUUUUUUUUUUUUAAAGUAUAGAAAAGUACUUCAGUUUCACUUUUCCGUGGAGAUCUCUGGCCAGUGAGCCCAGCACUUUGACAAACGAAGGGCUUUCCCCCCUUUAUGCUGUUUCCCAUCUUCAGUAACUGAUUGGAAAGCGAUUCACAUUCCCAAAACUUCACACUGCUUUGAAGGUGGAAUCCGAGUUAAGUAAUAUUGUUUUCUUCUGCUCCCCAAAGGGAACAACCUGAUUUAAAAAACAGCAAUCGAGCCUUUCCGCAUCAAACUCCAUUUGGCCACUUGUCUCCAUUUACAUUCCUUGCCCGAAUCCUUCACCAGCCUUUCCAUGAUGCCGCAGCAGAUGCCAGACACUGAAGGAGAAAGCGAGCAGCUGUUUCCAUUACUCCAUUGCUGGAUUAUCCUCCACAAUCUGCUUGCUUUCUUCCCCCCCCGUCCCCCCCCCGACUUUAAAGAAAAAAAAAGAAAGAAAGAAAGAAAGAAACCUUCUCGCCCGCCGACUUUUUGCUUGCUCCAGUUUAUCAGGCUGCAGGUUUUCUAUCUUAUCAGGACCACUGAUUUGCUCGAAAAGGCCGGUUUAUUGUUCAUGCCUGCAGCAGAUGGGAGCGCCCGGGCCCGGGGGCGUGGCCGCGCGCGCGUGUGGUGUG
Messenger RNA from Leptonychotes weddellii (Weddell seal), 2766 nucleotides. NCBI's taxonomy places the organism in Eukaryota, Metazoa, Chordata, Mammalia, Carnivora, Phocidae. The record is from RefSeq and is a predicted model, not a curated record.